UGAAACAUCCGAGUAUUAGGAAGUAAUGGAGACAUUUCAAUUCGCAGUUUUUUGUGUAGCAUUUUAUACUUUUGUGGUUUCCUCACCCAUAAAAGAAUUUUAUCCGAAAAGGGACGUGGCGACGUUAAAGAAGUAUCAAAUGGAAUGUGUAGAGGAUACUAAAGUGGAUCCUGAUUUGGUGAUCAGGUUUAAAGCUGGCGACUGGAGGAGCGAACAGCCCUCGUUGAAGAAUUGGGUACUGUGCAUACUAAAUAAGAUGGGGCUCAUGACCAUGGACGGAGUGUACAGGCUCGACGAGGCCAUGGCGCGAGUGGGGACUAAAGACAAAGACAUGGCAGAAAAACUUAUCGACCAAUGCCUAAGUACCACAGCCUUACCAGCGCCUGAUAUAGCUUGGAAGUACGUCCAUUGUCUGCACGUGAACGAUCCUCUUGGCAAUUACUCUUCAAUAUCCAUCCUCACACCAUAAAUUUAAUUGAAAUAGCGACAUCUAUUAAAAAAAUGAGGUACUUUAUAUAAAACAAUUAUUGUCUUACAGCGCCAUCUGUAUAAUACUUAUAAAAUAAAAUGAUUACGCUUAUGUACGUGUCUUACUAUCAACGCCAUCUGUGUAUUUUAUGCAGAACUAAAAUAACAUUGAUAUUGCACAAUAUAGCUGUGCGUAGUAGUUUAAAUAAAGUUUUAUAGAUGUCGC
Manduca sexta (tobacco hornworm) is the source of this 694-nucleotide messenger RNA. RefSeq lists its product as uncharacterized. The record is from RefSeq and is a predicted model, not a curated record. NCBI's taxonomy places the organism in Eukaryota, Metazoa, Arthropoda, Insecta, Lepidoptera, Sphingidae. Gene Ontology annotation, biological process: sensory perception of smell. The transcript has 4 exons. Gene Ontology annotation, molecular function: odorant binding. The coding region runs from base 26 to 469 and encodes 147 amino acids.